UGUGCGUUAAUUAGUUGAUAGAGUCAUGUUUGAAUUAAUGGCUUUUUCAGAAGUGAAAUAUGAAUGGCAGUGUAGUGUGAACGUAGCAAACUUUGUGACAGUGCGGCCGAGCAGUGAGGGAGAUGAUAAAACAAACGAAUUCAAAGUCUGGAAAAAGCAGAUGAUUUUCCUUCUAGAGAGCCAGGGUGUGAUGGGGUUCGUCAACGGUGAAAUUGUGGCACCGACGGGCUUCGCCAGCUUUGAGCAGUACUCUUUGUGGAGCAGAACGGAUAGACUUGUCAAAGGAUGGAUUCUUGGAUCGAUCGGAACAGACGUGCUUCACCAACUGCAGGGUUGUGAAACUGCAAGGGACGUAUGGCUACAAUUACUAGACAAAAUUUUCAAACAAGAAGACGAAGAAGAAGAAGAAAUGACCGGUGACGAGUAUGACAGAUAUUUGCCACUAUACCAGGCAAUAAUGAGAGAUAACUGGCAGUCCACUAAGCAUAACUUCCCAGACAUAAACGACCUAUGCACCACCUUUAUAUCUUCACGUUUGGAUACAAUUCUGCACAUAGCCGUUUUGACAGGAAAUGCAAACGAUUUAGUGAUCAAGAUGGUGGAAAUAAUACCACCAGAGGCGCUGGCCCUCAUGGAUUCCAAAGGGGAAACUGCCUUACACAAAGCUGCCAAGGUUGGAAAUACAGCAGCAGCAACUGCUUUGGUUGACAGAAAUCCAAAUUUACUGCAUGUUAUGAACAAUUAUAAUGAGUUGCCAGUGGUCAUAGCAGCUGGAAAUUACCAAAAGAAAACGUUAGAAUAUUGGAUAUUGCAGCACGAGACCAACUCCAGCAAUCACCCUUCUAUAUUUCUGGGUCAAAUUGGAAUCAGGGUCUUGAAUGCAAUAAUAUCUUCCGAAUAUUUUGAUAUUGCAUUGGAUUUGACUCUCAAAUACCCAAAUGUGGCUCAAAUGGUAGAUUAUGAGACCGGUAAUUACGCACUAUCAAUCAUUGCUCAGAACGACUCCUUAUUCUCAAGGACAGGAGCUUUCACCUGGUGGCAACAGUUUGUUUACCAUUGUAUUAGUGUAAAAACCAAUUCUGAAGCGGAAACUGGUCGCACGACACAUGAUGUAACCCAUGACAUUGAAAGUUCAAAUAACCAUGGUGCAGCGCAUAGGAUGUACUUGUUUCACAUUAUCUCUCGAGUAUGGAAGAAGUUGGAAGACAUGAUUUGGUAUGUCACCGAAAAUUUAGUGCCUAAAGUGAAGGAGCUGAAGGAGAAGAAAUCAGCGCGUGCACAAGCACUACAACUAGCGAAGCACUUGUGCGACCAAAUAAGAAUUUUGCCUGGAAAUAAGGCUAAUCCGAUAUUUGCGAAAUCUUUACAAAAGGCUGCAUUCUAUGGGAUUAGUGAGCUUGUGGAAAUGAUAAUGGACAUAUGCCCUUGGGCUAUUUUAUAUCGCGAUACUGAAGGCAGGGAUAUGUUUAUGCUGGCAGCGACCUAUCGCUUUGAAAAUGUUAUCAACCUCUUAUAUAAUAUGAACGACAGCAAAUAUUUAUUUUGGGGCAUCAGCGACAAUCAGAAAAACAAUUUAAUGCACAUAUGUGGAAAAUUAUCCCCAUCUGACAGGCUCAAUCUUGUAGCUGGUCCUGCUCUACAAAUGCAGCGUGAAUUGCAGUGGUUUAAGGAGAUGGAAAAUAUUGUCCCUGCUCCACGCAGAACAUGUCGCAAUGACGAAGACCAAACUCCACAGAUGAUAUUCACAAAGGAGCACGAAAAGCUAAAAGAAGCUGGAGAGAAGUGGAUGAAAGACACAGCUAAUGCAUGCACCAUCGUGGCAGCACUAAUUGCAACAGUCAUGUUCGCUGCAGCUUUCACUGUUCCUGGUGGGAUUGAAGAAGCAUCCGGCAAGCCACUUCUGUCAAACAAACCUCCAUUCAUGUUGUUUGCAGUGUCGGAUUCCAUAUCCUUGUUCACUGAUGGGGUACGUACUAAACAAGCCCAAUAGCAGUGACGGCCCAUCAGCCCAAAGCCCAAGGAAGAGUAUCAGUUCGGCAUUACCAAAGAGUUCGGCCCCAGCCUACAGCUCGGUAAAAGCCGA
Molecule: messenger RNA, 2083 nt
Organism: Salvia splendens (bonfire salvia)
Lineage: Eukaryota; Viridiplantae; Streptophyta; Magnoliopsida; Lamiales; Lamiaceae
Exons: 7
Coding region: 26-1990 (654 amino acids)
Cellular component (GO): membrane
Molecular function (GO): protein binding
Source: RefSeq, a predicted model, not a curated record